AUGAUAGACGACCGGUUGAACUUCAACUGCCACGUCGACUACGCUUGCGAGAAGAAUUAUGCAGAAUUAUGCCGAAUUGUUACGGGCCGAGUAGUAGCAAGCGGAGACUGCUGGCUGGUGUGUAUCGUAACGUCGUGUAGUGUAACGUCGGAGGCAGUAUGUGUUAUCGCUGGAAUGAUCCUCAGUAGCAUAAUGCUCGUGGAAGAUAACGACUGCUACGAACGAAGAAACACCAAAGGAGCCCGGAAGCUGACGAGAGAAGAGACGCUGAGCAAAUGGCAAAUGGUAGAUGGACGUACCGACUCAUAG
Messenger RNA from Sabethes cyaneus, 309 nucleotides. RefSeq lists its product as uncharacterized. The record is from RefSeq and is a predicted model, not a curated record. Lineage: Eukaryota; Metazoa; Arthropoda; Insecta; Diptera; Culicidae. Bases 1 to 309 code for a protein of 102 amino acids. The transcript has a single exon.